Abrus precatorius (Indian licorice) is the source of this 2133-nucleotide messenger RNA. Its product is annotated as protein IQ-DOMAIN 1-like. Bases 234 to 1649 code for a protein of 471 amino acids. The transcript has 6 exons. The record is from RefSeq and is a predicted model, not a curated record. NCBI's taxonomy places the organism in Eukaryota, Viridiplantae, Streptophyta, Magnoliopsida, Fabales, Fabaceae. Gene Ontology annotation, molecular function: protein binding.
AUUGCUCAUAGCUGGUCCUAUAAUUCAAACUCUCUUCUCUUUGCAUUUGGCAAGAUCUGAUUCCCCUCUUCACAGGGAAACGGGAAAUACAAAUACAAAUAAAGGUGCAGUUUGGUGCAAGUGUGACAUUCAAGUUGCAAUCUUUUUGUUCAGAGAGAUAAAGGGUCAGAACAAGAUAUUUUAGAUCUGUCACUUCGUUUCAGUUCAGGAUCAAAUUAAGGAAUGCCAAGAAAAUGGGGAGGAAGGGAAAUUGGUUUUCUACUGUAAGGAAAGCUCUCAGUCCUGAUUCAAAGGAGAAGAAGGAUCAGAAAUCAAGUAAAUCAAAGAAGAAAUGGUUUGGGAAGCAAAAGUUGCAGACUGCACCCUCGUACUCAGAAACUGAUAGAGCACCACCUCUUCCUCCACCUCCUCCACCAGAAGAAAUUAAAUUAACUGAUAUUGAAAAUGAAUACGGUCACAAUCACGAUCAUGUUGUUGAAGUUGCAGCUGCCAUGGAUGUUGAGGAACCUGCUCCUGUUCCUGCCCCCUCUGUUCAGACAGCACCUGUUAGGGUUCAAGCUUCCACAAUUGCUCGGUUUACCGGCAAACCAAAGGAUGAAGUGGCAGCUAUCAAGAUUCAAACAGCUUUUCGGGGAUACUUGGCAAGAAGAGCAUUGCGGGCUUUAAGAGGGCUGGUCAGGUUGAAAUUAUUGAUGGAAGGGCCCAUUGUAAAACGCCAAGCCACAAGUACCCUACGUUCUAUGCAGACAUUAGCUCGCUUGCAAUCUCAGAUUCGUUCCAGGAGGAUCAGAAUGUUGGAGGAGAAUCAGGCUCUGCAGAGACAGCUCUUACAGAAGCAUGCAAAAGAGCUUGAGAGCAUGCGGAUCGGAGAGGAAUGGGAUGACAGCCUACAAUCAAAGGAACAAAUCGAAGCCAAGUUACUAAGCAAGUAUGAGGCUGCUAUGAGAAGAGAAAGAGCACUGGCUUAUGCAUUCACUCAUCAGCAAAACUGGAAGAAUUCAUCAAGAUCUAUCAAUCCAAUGUUCAUGGAUCCAACCAAUCCUACCUGGGGUUGGAGCUGGUUAGAACGAUGGAUGGCUGCUCGGCCUUGGGAGAGCCGUGGCCUAAUGGAUAAAGAGCCAAAUGAUCAUUCAUCCGUAAAAAGUUCAAGCCGCAACAUUACUGUUGGAGAAAUCAGCAAGUCAUUUGCUCGUUUCCAGCUCAAUUCUGAAAAGCAUUCUCCAACAGCCAGCCAAAAUCCUGGCUCACCAAGUUUUCAGUCCACUCCUUCCAAACCAGCUUCUGCAGUAGUUGCUAAGAAACUGAAGAAGGCAAGUCCAAGGGGCAGCUGGGUUAUGGAUGAUGACUCCAAAAGCAUGGUGAGUGUACAGUCAGACCGAUUCCGGAGGCACUCAAUUGCCGGGUCAUCCGUGAGAGACGACGAGAGCCUUGCUAGCUCUCCAUCUGUUCCAAGUUAUAUGGUGCCAACUCAAUCUGCAAAAGCUAAGUCCAGGACACAAAGUCCAUUAGCCACUGAAAAUGGAAAAACAGAGAAAGGAUCCUUUGGAACUGCAAAGAAGCGUCUUUCUUUCCCGGCUUCACCUGUCAAACCAAGGCGUCAUUCAGGUCCGCCCAAGGUAGAAACUGUGGACAAUGGUGUGGACAGUUGAUCAUAUAACCAGAGUAAAAGGAUGGAAAGGAUUAAAGUAGGAUUGAAAAAUAUCACUGAAGAAAUAAAACAAAAUUUUUAUGUUGAGUGUUUCAUUUAUUUAUUUAUCCUAUUUUUAUGUGUAUCCUAACGUUUCUUGGAGGUUUCUGAUUUUGGGUGAAGAUUGUUUUACUUACUAUAUUUAUCAAUUUGUAUUUUUAUUCACUUUCUCACCAUUUGCUCUGAGGGGAAGAAAUGUGGUUCUUGAUGGUCAACUGACAAAAAGAUAAACCAGCUGUCCGAUUCCUUUUUAUGCUUCCUCAAUCAAGGACAAGUAUGAUUCUGGUCAAAGUUCCUCAUUCUUGAUUCUCAAUUGUGAUAUAAAUGUAAAUUUAAUUUCACUGUCUCAGCUCUUUGAUGCUACUGUGUUUUGCUCUGAAAAUUGAAAUUAAAGACACUUGCAUUAGUAUAUAUUGUCAUAUAUAAACUAUAUUCAUAUUUUGAAC